AUGGGGAGGGCCGGCGCCGCGGCCAACGGCACCCCGCAGAACGUCCAGGGCAUCACCUCCUACCAGCAGCGAAUAACUGCCCAGCAUCCUCUGCCCAACCAAUCAGAAUGUAGGAAAAUCUACAGAUAUGACGGAAUCUACUGUGAAUCUACCUACCAGAAUUUACAAGCAUUGAGAAAAGAGAAGUCUCGAGAUGCUGCUCGUUCCCGCCGGGGAAAAGAAAAUUUUGAGUUCUAUGAAUUGGCCAAGUUGUUGCCUCUCCCUGCAGCCAUCACCAGCCAGCUUGACAAGGCGUCCAUCAUUCGACUUACAAUUAGCUAUUUGAAAAUGCGGGACUUUGCUAAUCAGGGGGACCCUCCUUGGAACUUGCGAAUGGAAGGCCCUCCCCCCAACACAUCAGUAAAAGGUGCACAACGAAGGAGAAGCCCCAGCGCACUAGCCAUUGAAGUAUUCGAAGCACAUUUGGGAAGUCACAUUUUGCAGUCCCUGGAUGGCUUUGUAUUUGCACUAAACCAAGAAGGAAAAUUUUUGUACAUUUCUGAAACGGUCUCCAUCUACCUAGGCCUCUCACAAGUAGAGCUGACAGGCAGCAGCGUCUUUGACUAUGUCCACCCUGGGGACCACGUGGAGAUGGCAGAGCAGCUGGGCAUGAAGCUUCCACCUGGGCGGGGUCUCCUCUCACAGGGCACCGCGGAGGAUGGAGCCAGCUCAGCAUCUUCUUCCUCUCAGUCAGAGACCCCUGAGCCAGUGGAGUCCACCAGCCCCAGUCUGCUAACCACUGACAACACUCUUGAGCGUUCCUUUUUCAUCCGAAUGAAAUCUACUCUGACCAAACGAGGCGUGCACAUCAAAUCAUCAGGAUAUAAGGUGAUUCACAUAACAGGCCGGCUACGCCUGAGAGUAUCGCUAUCGCACGGGAGGACCGUCCCCAGCCAAAUUAUGGGCCUCGUGGUAGUGGCCCAUGCCUUGCCUCCUCCUACAAUCAAUGAAGUCAGAAUUGACUGCCAUAUGUUCGUCACUCGAGUAAAUAUGGACCUCAAUAUCAUAUACUGUGAAAAUAGAAUUAGUGAUUACAUGGAUUUGACCCCUGUAGACAUCGUAGGGAAAAGAUGCUACCACUUCAUCCACGCUGAAGACGUAGAGGGCAUCAGGCAUAGUCACCUGGACUUGCUGAAUAAGGGUCAGUGUGUGACGAAGUACUAUCGCUGGAUGCAGAAGAACGGAGGCUACAUUUGGAUACAGUCUAGUGCCACCAUAGCUAUUAAUGCCAAGAAUGCCAAUGAAAAGAACAUCAUCUGGGUGAAUUAUCUUCUUAGCAACCCCGAGUACAAGGACACACCCAUGGACAUCGCACAGCUCCCCCACCUGCCAGAGAAAACUUCGGAAUCCUCUGAGACAUCCGACUCUGAGUCAGACUCUAAAGACACCUCAGGUAUUACAGAGGACAACGAGAACUCCAAGUCCGACGAGAAGGGGAAUCAGUCCGAGAACAGCGAAGACCCGGAGCCCGACCGGAAGAAGUCGGGCAAUGGGUGCGACAACGACAUGAACUGCAACGACGACGGCCACAGCUCCAGCAACCCGGACAGCCGCGACAGCGACGACAGCUUCGAGCACUCGGACUUUGAGAACCCCAAGGCGGCGGAGGACGGCUUCGGCGCGCUGGGUCCGAUGCAGAUCAAGGUGGAGCGCUACGUGGAGAGCGAGUCGGACCUGCGGCUGCAGAACUGCGAGUCGCUCACGUCCGACAGCGCCAAGGACUCGGACAGCGCGGGCGAGGCGGGCGCGCAGGCCUCCAGCAAGCACCAGAAGCGCAAGAAGAGGCGGAAACGGCAGAAGGGCGGCAGCGCCAGCCGCCGGCGCCUGUCCAGCGCAUCGAGCCCCGGCGGCCUGGACGCCGGCCUGGUGGAGCCCCCGCGGCUGCUGUCGUCCCCCCACAGUGCCUCGGUGCUCAAGAUCAAGACGGAGAUCUCGGAACCCAUCAACUUCGACAACGACAGCAGCAUCUGGAACUACCCGCCCAACCGGGAGAUCUCCAGGAACGAGUCCCCCUACAGCAUGACCAAGCCCCCCAGCUCCGAGCACUUCCCGUCCCCGCAGGGCGGCGCGGGCGCCGGGGGGCUGCACGUGGCCAUCCCGGGGCCCAGCGCGUCCAACUCCUUGCUGUACACUGGGGACCUGGAGGCGCUGCAGAGGUUGCAGGCGGGCAACGUCGUCCUCCCUCUGGUGCACCGGGUGACGGGCACCCUGGCCGCCACCAGCACGGCCGCGCAGAGGGUCUACACCACGGGCACCAUCCGCUACGCGCCUGCCGAGGUGACCCUGGCCAUGCAGGGCAACCUGCUGCCCAACGCGCACGCUGUUAACUUCGUGGACGUUAACAGCCCCGGCUUCGGCCUCGACCCCAAGACGCCCAUGGAGAUGCUCUACCACCACGUGCACAGGCUCAACAUGUCAGGACCGUUCGGCGGCGCGGUGAGCGCGGCCAGCCUGACGCAGAUGCCCGCGGGCAACGUGUUCACCACGGCCGAGGGACUCUUCUCCACGCUGCCCUUCCCGGUCUACAGCAACGGCAUCCACGCCGCACAGACUCUGGAGCGCAAGGAGGACUAGGCAGGCGCGCCCGGCGUGCGCAGGGUUCCGCUCGGAGGCAUCGUCGGCUUUUCGUUUUAGACCUUUAAUUCUAGCACUUUGAAUUCGAGCAGGUCAGCGUCUUCUCUCCACACGACGGUCCCCAUUCCAUCCCUCUUUCUUUAAUAUGACUUAUUCUUUCCUGUAAAGAUAUGUUUAUUUUUUGCCUUCAGAGGGUCAAAUGACCAGUUGCCUGCCGUUUUGUCUUCUUCUAAGAUGUGUCUUGGGUUGUUUUGCUUUCCUUUGCAUCUUUAUUAAGAUGUCUUUCAUGUGUAUAUGCCUCUGCCAUAGAAUACUCAGUCUUGUGGUCAAGAGAUUUCUCAAGUGACAACCCUUGGUUUUUUCGUAAAGAUCUUGAUAUGAUCAAGAUGGAGAAAGAGACAAGCAUAAACAAUGCCCUGUUUGACUAAGUCAAAUGAGAGGGGGUGGUUUUUUCGUUUGUUUGUUUGUUUCUGUUCCUGAUUCCUUUUAAAAUAGGGGAAUAGUAUUUUAGAAUUUUAUGCAGAAUUUAAUUCUUUUUAUGGUUAAGAUUUUAAGAUUUUCUUACUUGCACAUAAAAAUAAUUUGGGUUCUUAAACUUAAUUUCUGGCCUGUGACUAGAAUGUUUUUUAAGAAAAAAAGGUUGGACUAAAUGUUAAUUACUGAAACAUUAACUUAAUUUCUAAAACCAUGGUGCUAUCAUUUAUUAAUCUGUAAUGUCUUCAUACAAAAUGCAGCUCCUGGGCUGAGUUUUGGGGAAAAAAAAAAAUGUGUUCUGUCCUGGUCUGGAGUCCGUUGCUGCAGUCUCCUUGGUUAGUUAAGACAAAGCCCUCAUUAACGUUUGCUGCAGGACUUAAAAUUUUUUACCUCCCGACUAACAAACAUAGCCUCACAUUAAAUUUAAUGGGUCAGUAAAGCCCUUUUAAAAAAGGGCUGGAAAACUCAAUCGAGCUGAUUUGAGGAGCAGUCUAGGUACAUACUGUCUUUUGUUGAGCUUUUAUUUCCUUACUCAGUCUAACUGAGGCUAAUUUUGCAACUUCAGUAACACUUCGGAGUAAAAGAAGGAAAAUAUUUAACAUGUUUUUGGUUUUCUUUUUCAUUUCUUGCUUAAAGAAAAAAAUGGAAGGUUGUAUUUUGGGGGACUGGUUUGAUAGAAUUUAUUUCCCUUUGCUUAUUUCUGGAUUGAAACCAAUAAGUUUUAAAACUAAAGAAUGGGUUAAUAAGCUUCAGACAGAUAACUGCAAAUGAAAACUGCACAUUAAGUUAAAAAAAGAAAAAAAAAAGAAAACAAAAAGAAAAAAAUAUCCUAUUUUGUCUUUGUUGCCAGAAAUCAGUGUGGUGUCAAACACUCCAAAUGACUGUCAAGUAUAAAUUCUUCCUCCACUUCAUUUUUGGCAGCUGUUUGUUAAGGCAUCUAAUAAGAGAUGUGAAAACUGUAACGUGUACGAUGUGUAUGUGUCUUUGGCUGUCAGUCCCAUGCAGUUUCAAUGUGUGUUUCUAUAUGCAGUAUAUACUAAGCUAAUGUAGUUGUUUUGUCCUUUGUCUUCUCUGUGCUCUAUCUCUAGUCUGGAGUGGUACAGUCCCAUUCCCGCAGUCCUAGUGAAUCAGUGAUUCUUGGGGGUUAGUGGUUUUUGUGUGGUGGCCUUCCUCUGUAAUGUCACCCUAUACUGCUUCUACUGUCUGUGAAUUCUCCGUUUUACUUUUUUAACUUCCUGCUGUUGCUUUGCCGGUGUAUAUUCUCCCUACCUCUCCUUUCUUUCCCUCCCUGUCCUAUCCUCCCUCUUCCCUCCUCUGCUUUCCUUCUCCUGUAUCCAAAAUCCUUUUCAUUCUCAGAGAUAAAAAGACUCUUAACUAGCUCAAGGUGAAUGGAGCCAUUUUUUCCCACAACGGAAUUCUGGGUAUGACUCUCUCUUCUGAAGUGCAAGACAAAGCACUGAAGAAUAGUGCUCAGAUAUACUAAAUAAAUCAAUGCCAUACAGCCUCAGUUGUUGACAUUCCCAGAGUCCCUUGUGCUCUACCUAUAAGCAGUGGGUGCUUUUCUUUGGUUUCCUUUCAGGUUGGCUGAUGGAGCAAUAUAUAAAGCAAUUACCAGUGAGACAGAAAAUUAUUUCAAAGGUCAACCAGUGUUUUUUUUAAAAAAACAAAGUGGGAGGGGGUAAUGGAAUAUAUAAUUGUCAUAUAUAUUUGUUUAUUUGUGCAAUGCUAAUAUAGUAACUCGGCUGUCCUUUGAAUAUCACUGUGUUGAGUGGAUUCUUCUAGAACCUUUGAUUCUAUGAGUUGGGCCCAAGCCAUGGUGAAAGAAUAACAGAAGGGAGUUAAAUGCCACACAUUUUAGUCGUGAGCUUACUUGAAAGAUAUAAGUAGGUUUAGAAGGUGAAGAAGUUUGAUCAAGAAAUUUAAAGAUUAAUUUUGGAAGCUCUGCUCUAGCUAUCGAACAAUCAAAGGAAUGCACCUAUCAGCUACAAAGAACAGCUAGACAGCUGUUUUUUUUUCUUUUAUAAAUGUUUCUGUGUUGUGUCAAAAUGAUUUCUGGUGAUUUAAACUAACAGAUAAUCACAGCUGCUGUCUAAAUCCAUAGUGUUUAAAAUUACAAAAUGAAAAAAAAAAAAAACACUUCAUUACCUGUGAAGACUGUGUCUGUGUUUUUAACUAUUUCUUGUACAAAUAUAUGAAAACUUUUAUGAGGAGACUGGUGCCAAGUAGCUGAAUAAUGGGGAAAGGGAUAUUCUGUUCGUAAAAAUCUUAGCAGUGUUACCAACUCUACGAUAUAUAUAAAAAAAUAAUUAAAACAUUACAAAGCGACAGCUAUGGUACAUUUGUUUUGUGUGAAGCUAACCGGACCUAACUUCCUGAGUGCCUGGCUUAUUUUGAAACAUUUUUUUUUCAUUGACCAUUGAUAAUGCUGCAGAUCAGAAAUGUACAUACUUCAUUUACAACAGGGUUCUUUUUAUACUUUUGUAGAUUCUCAUACAUGUCACAUACAUGGUUGUCUUUAUGUAACUUAAUUUUUUCAUCUGCAGGUGCCAUUUUCAUAAUAAACUUCUCUUGGAUUUGUUACUA
Chinchilla lanigera (long-tailed chinchilla) is the source of this 5670-nucleotide messenger RNA. RefSeq names its product neuronal PAS domain protein 3 (gene Npas3). NCBI's taxonomy places the organism in Eukaryota, Metazoa, Chordata, Mammalia, Rodentia, Chinchillidae. Gene Ontology annotation, biological process: regulation of transcription by RNA polymerase II. The transcript is spliced from 13 exons. Bases 1 to 2613 code for a protein of 870 amino acids. Gene Ontology annotation, molecular function: protein dimerization activity; RNA polymerase II transcription regulatory region sequence-specific DNA binding; DNA-binding transcription factor activity, RNA polymerase II-specific. The record is from RefSeq and is a predicted model, not a curated record.